AUGGAAGUACACUAUUUGCCACAAGAACAUCAAGUUGCAAUAAUUAAUUGUAUACGCCAUUUAUCAAACGUUCUUCCAGAUAAACAGUUUGAAAAUCAUUUGAAAAUGGCUCUUAGUAAAUUACAAGAAGUAUUUGAGACAAUUAAUAUUCUUACUGAUGGAAUUCAUACUUUAAAUAAUAAUGUAGAACGUCUUAGUAAUAAAUUGCUUGAGACGCAAGACUUGUAUGAUCAAACAGAUAAAAAACAACAUAUCUUUGAUACUUUUCAACCAGAUGUAAUACCAAAUAGUUGUCAACGACCACAUACGGACACAAAUAUUGCUAGUGGUAUACCAAAAUUUAUUCCUUUGGCAAUCAUUGAACAAGAAAAUAAUCCCUAUGUUCAAGAGGACUCAAUUUUCAUCAAAAUUAUGGUCGAUUUCAACCAAAUACCUGAUGAUCUGCUACCAUAUGUAUUAAAUCUUGAUCCGGGAUUACCAACUCUUCAACAACAUAAAUUAAUUCAAGAAGCAAUUAAUAAUUUCUAUCAAAACCAAUCAAUUACUAACAUAACAAAUACUCAGAACAUAUCACAAAUUAUAUUGAGUUCUUAG
Molecule: messenger RNA, 594 nt
Organism: Rotaria sordida
Lineage: Eukaryota; Metazoa; Rotifera; Eurotatoria; Philodinida; Philodinidae
Source: the annotation of a GenBank genome assembly